Ylistrum balloti is the source of this 3910-nucleotide messenger RNA. RefSeq names its product small nuclear ribonucleoprotein Sm D3-like. Gene Ontology annotation, molecular function: RNA binding. NCBI's taxonomy places the organism in Eukaryota, Metazoa, Mollusca, Bivalvia, Pectinida, Pectinidae. Gene Ontology annotation, biological process: spliceosomal snRNP assembly; RNA processing. The record is from RefSeq and is a predicted model, not a curated record. The coding region runs from base 123 to 521 and encodes 132 amino acids. Gene Ontology annotation, cellular component: U5 snRNP; catalytic step 2 spliceosome; U4 snRNP. The transcript has 2 exons.
UUAGCGUCGGGCGCCAUUGUUUGUGUUUACUUUUACCGGCAACUCGAAUCCAUAAGAAUCGGCACUGUUAUAAGAAAGAUCUUGUGCAGGAGCGUGUUUAAUAACACGACCAGACUUUCAAAAUGUCUAUUGGUGUGCCUAUUAAGGUGCUUCACGAAGCAGAGGGCCACAUUGUGACCUGUGAAACAACAACCGGUGAAGUAUAUAGGGGGAAGCUUGUUGAAGCUGAAGAUAAUAUGAACACUCAAAUGUGCAAUAUUACCGUUACAUACAGAGAUGGCAGAGUCGCACAACUAGAGAAUGUGUUCCUUCGGGGAAGCAAAAUAAGAUUUUUCAUCCUUCCAGACAUGUUAAAAAAUGCCCCAAUGUUUAAAAGAAUUCAGGGACGUAGUGGAGGUGGCGGUGGAGCAGGCAGAGGAAAAUCUGCAAUACUUCGAGCGCAAGCUGCAAGAGGACGUGGUCGAGGUGGUGGUGGCGGUGGACGAGGAGGCGGUGGCAAUGUGUUUCAGAAGAGGCGUUGAUCAUUGAAAGUGUACCAAAUCACAGAACUGUACGAAUGGAGAUGUCUUAGGCUGUGUUCCAGUUUUCAUUUCAUAACAUUGUGGGACAACGCCAUUCAAUUUCAACUAUUCAUGUUUUUAUGUGUCUGUAUUGAGACAGGGACUCUUAACAUUUAUGGUCAUUUUCAUCAUUGUUAUCAUUCAUCAUGAACUUGUAAUUUUUGUAAAUGACACAGAAACUAUUAAAAAAAAAAACAAAAGAAAAUCUUACUUAUAUUUAUUUUUUGUUGGUAUAAAUGAUAUAAAAAAUGUGUAUUUAUAAUAAUUUUUUAUCUUUAGUUUGUUUUAUCCUGGUUUAUUUUGGAACUGCAGAAGGUAUUUGACCAACAAGGGUGUAUCACAAGCAAUACCGAAGAAUAAUAACUUCCAUUGAGGUUCCACCUUAACUUUACAUUGCUUUAAAAACCUGACUAUGCUAGAGCAUAGUACUUGAUGGAUCUCUCUCAAAAUCCAUAAUAUGUAGGUUCCUUUUAGUCUCUUAGGCCCGUCUAAUUUUGGACCAAUUAGAAAAACAAAAAAAGCCGCCAGGUGUCCAUCUUGGAUUUUGACUUUUCAGGUGUGUUAUUAUACUUAGAAAAACAAUAUGGCUGACAGUUGGCCAUCUUAGAUUUUGCCCAGUAAAGUUUGUUAUCACCAUUUCUUGAGAAGUACUUUCAUAAAUUUCAUAUGUAGGUUUCUCAUGGUCCCUCGUGCCAAUUUCAUUUUGGGUCUGAUCAGAAAAUGGACUACAGACAGCGAUUUUGGAUUUUUUAUUUUGGAAGUUUGUUAUCGCUAUAUUGUGCAUCUUAAGUUUCAUAUGUAUGUUGCCUUUGGUCUCUACUUGUACAUGUUUUAUUUUGGUACUGAUCAGAAGAAAGAAAAUGGCUUCCAGACAACCGUCAGGUAAAAAAUAGCAUCACUGUUUCUGCAAAGGCAUGUUCAAAUUUCUUAUCAUUAAGGGCAAAAACUGAGAAGGGAAAAGAUCCAACUUUCAAAGAGCAUUUAAUGAUCAAGAGAUGGUGGAUGCCAAGAUCCCUCCUGGAUCUCUUGUCUUGUUUUUUCGAACUGGUUUUAAGUCGAUCAUUAUUUCAUGGACAUUUAUUAUUGGCCCUGUGCCCAUCCUUGAACAAUUUUUGUAAUUGCUUUUCCUGGAGAAGUGUUUUGCUGUCUAUGUUAAAAAUUUUAAAACAAUACUGAUUAGUCAGUUCGGUUAACAAAUCUUUGAUUGGGUUUUGAGUCUUGAAAUUUCCUCAUGUUAGCAAAAGCCACAUUUCAGGUGAAGCAUCAGCAAUGAUUAGGAAGUAUUCAGCAUGGUAAGUUACUUGAAAGUUAUUUUGAAAUUUUUUAUUUCUAAUUUAACAGUUUCUUACUUGUAGAAGUACCAAUUCAAAUAACUGGUCGAAAUAUCCGCCUAUGAUGUGAUGUUGGAAGUAUGAACAUGGAGUGUCUGCUUGAGAAAACCAUGUUAGAUUUGAACCAUCAAUAUACAAGCUAUGGAAACUUAAAAUGUUACCUUUGAUAAAACAGUAAGAUAUAGUCCUGUACGAAUACAUACAAGGGCUAAUUGAUAUGUUGUUCACCUCAUAUUCAAGAGUUUGCCUUUUGACGGACAUAUUGCAUUAUUUUUCAACAUAAUCCCCUUCAGUAUCUAUACACUUUUGCAAGCUAUGUUUACCCUCAAUGGCACUUUUAAAGAAGUCCUUUUCUUGACCAUUCACAAAAUCCUCCACUUUAUGUAUGACACCAUCAUCUGGCCAAAAGUGGGUGUUGGAAAUGACAACCCCCCCCCCCCCCCCCCCCUUUUUUUUUUUUGUCAAUUGUGGAAAAAAUGAAAGUGUGAUGGAGCAAGAUUAGGCGAAUGAGGAGGAUGCUCGAUCAAUUUAAUGCCACAAUUGUGUUAAUGGCAGCCAUGCCAAUGACAGACUUGUGAACGGGUGUUGUCCUGGCGGAAUAACACACUGUUACUGACUUUUCCAUGGAGUGUGAGUUAAAUAUUUUCUCAUACCUGCCAAAGAAGCAAUGCAUAAUAUAUGCCAUUGAUGGUUUGUCCCUUUUGCAGAUAAUCUACCAUCAGCAACCCAGAAGACAGAGACCAUAACCUUUACAGCUGGUGGAACAGUCUUUGCCUGUUUUGAUGAGGGUUGACUAGAGUGCUUCCAUUGCUUGGACUGUUCUUUGGCCUCUGGAGUGAAAUGAUGGACCCACAUUUCAUCCAUAGUCACAAACCUCUGCAGAAAGUUAGUCGGAUCUGCCUUUAAAAGGUUCAAAUUAGCACAUGACAAAGUCUUUCUGGUGUGCUUCUGAUCAACUGGCAGAAGUCUUGGUUUCCAACAGUCUACAAGCUUUCUCAUUGCAAGAUUCUCCGUAAGAAUCAAAUGUAUUCUUGCAGCUGUAUUGGUUAUAUAUCUCUGUAACUCAUUUAUCAGUCAUAACAAUUCAUUGACCAUUUCUGGGGUUGCAACAGUGUCUGGCCUUUCAGGACGGAUGUCAUCCCCAAGGCUCUGCCUGCCACACUUCAAUUCCACCACCCACCUUUUCAUUGUAGCAUAUGAAAUGGCAUCAUUUCCUAAUGUUGCUGCCUUAUCAGUAUGGAUGUUCUUAGGUGCUAGACCUUUUUUAUGGUAAUAUUGAUUCACUGCUCUUUCAGCAAUUUUGUCCAUUUUGCCAAAGUCACCUUCCUUGUUUACUGCUGACCAAAUGACACCAGUAUUUGGUAACACAGCCUUAAAUAGUCAGGGAAUAGUAGAGCUGAAAAAGGACAUCACUGCUAAACUUAAAUUGAUACAAGGCUUGCAACUUAUCAAUCGGCCCUCGUAUUUGACUAUCUUGAAGUUGAACACAGACAUUUGAAUUGAUAACCAUGACCUGUUAUAUUUUGAAGCAUAGUCUAGCAGAAUGAAAAUAAUGCAGGCAAUCCAGUCUUAAGUGAUAUAGCCAUCUUGUUUUAUAACGACCUUAGAUUGUUCAAACUAUUUCUGGAGAAGUUCUGGAUAGAUCAUUAUCAAGCUUCAUGUGCAUGUGUUUUUUUGGUACUGAUUGAGAUAAAAAGUGCUGACAGGUGGUCAUCAUAUCAGGAUUUUAGACUUUUGACAACUAAGACUGCCUGAAAAGUCUUACAAGUGAAAGUUUCAUGCCUCUCACUGGUUGCUGACUGGUGUAUUCGAGUGUGUUAUUUUGAUUAUUUUGAUCAAAUGUGAGAGGUCAAUCAGUAGCUGUCACUAACAAGUCAUGUUAUGCAAUGUCUGUCUACAUUUGUUCCUGUUUCAUCUAAACCAAAACAAGACAUUGAAUUGGGGAGAAAAAAAAGGCUGUAUGACUUGUCUCCCUUGGAGUAUCUUUAUCUGAAUGAAAUAAAGUAUUUUCUUACAUUU